Molecule: messenger RNA, 249 nt
Organism: Xyrichtys novacula (pearly razorfish)
Lineage: Eukaryota; Metazoa; Chordata; Actinopteri; Labriformes; Labridae
Source: the annotation of a GenBank genome assembly
AUGGUGCAAAAACAAGCGCUGACUGGAGGCUUGAGGGAGGGGCCCUGGGGAUGCAGCCUGUUUUAUUGGGCAGGAGCUUUGCACCGCUCCAGGGUGAAACUGGGCUAUGCACUGCUGAGAUACCCUCCAACCACCAAACCACCAGGCCUCCCUCCCAAAGACGACAGUGGAGGAAAAGACAAAGGCAUUAAUUUCACUCUGCAGAAAACGCAUCUUAUUGGCGCAAUGGUGAAGGUGUGGGUGAACUCG